AUGAACGAACAAAAUCUUAUUAAUGCAAUAUUAUCAGGUGCCAAUUCUCUUCUACAAAUAACGCUUGAAGAUGGUCAAGAUGUAGGAGGAUUAAAGCAGAUUACUUAUCCAAAUUAUGUUCUCGAAAUAACAUCAAAUAAGAAAAAAAUAUCAACGACAUCCAUCGAAUAUUUAUCUAAUGAGAUCUUUUAUGAAAUUUUUGAUUAUCUGGAUGAUUAUGACAUAUUUGAAUCAUUCUCAAAACUCAAUAAUCGUUUUCAACAUUUACUUAUUUGUUUAUUUCUACGGCUUAAGAUUAAAAUUAGUCAUUUAUCUUUACAAAAUCGAUUCAUUCAAAAUCGUUAUAUAGAUUUUAAUCUUAAACAAAGCCGUACGACUACUGACUUUUUAUUAAAUCAUCUUGAAUCAUUACGUUUUAUCGAUAUUGAAUCAAAUAAUAUUCCUCAACGUUUAUCAAUUUUAUCUUUACUACCACGACUUAUGUCAUUAACUAUUUUAAUUGAAGAUGAUUUUAAAAAUUUAAAUGAUAUCUAUCAAUUAGUUUUCAAAAUUCCUGCAUUGAAAUUUAUUAAAAUCUCAUACAAUCAAUAUAAUCCAUAUAUUCCAUUACCAAUUGCUACUAUUUAUCAAAUAACUUCUAUUGAACGUUUGAAUAUUAAUCAUACAUGUCGAAUUGUUAAUCUCUUAACUAUACUUUCAUAUACACCUCAAUUAUCGCAUUUGACUUGUAAAGGUUUGAUUGAUUGGGAUGAAGUUAUUCAAGAAUUUACAAUAACAUUACCUUAUUUAACAUAUGUAUCUCUUGGACUUUGUUUUAUGCAAUUUAAUGAAUUCGAAAUCUUCAUUAAAAAACUAUCACAUUGUUUAGAAGUAUUAAAAAUAAGUUUCUAUGAUAAUAAGACUUACAUUGAUGCUAAUCGAUGGGAACAAUUAAUUUCACAAUAUUUACCUCAGUUACAAAAAUUUUAUUUUCGACAUGAUGAGAUUAUUGAUAGUAAAUUUAAUGUAAUAAAGUUUUAUGAACAAAUCAAUCAAUUUAACUCAUUAUUUUGGAUCGAACGACAAUGGAUCUCGAAUCUUUCUAUUAGUAUUAAUGGUACCAUCUGUAAACAAAUCAUGUUUUCAGUUAGUCCAUAUAAAAAAAAAUGGAAUCAAUCAUCGGAAUAUAUAGAAAAUAAUUCAUACGAUCACAGAUUUAGUCCUAUAAAACAGAUACAGCAUGGUGUAACUACAAGAGAAUCAUCAGCGCAUAAAUAUCUUAUGAAAAAUUUUCAAUCGGUCGAUCUUAUUAUCAAAUAUUGGGAUUUCAAUAGAUAUGAAAAUUCGAUUCUAUAUAAUGUUAUUCCCAUCUUGAAAAUGACAAAAGUAACUCAUUUGAAUAUUCGAAAUGAACAAUUUUUUAUAGGAUUAUUUGUUAAUCUUUUACGUAUGCUGCCCGAUCUGGAAUCACUAGAAUUAAAGACUUUAUCAACAAAGGAUUAUAAUAGUUCACCUUACGUAUAUGAAAACAUUUUUAAUUCAUUAUCAGCUAAUAAUAAGAUUACAAAAAUUCUAUUGACAUGUGCAAAUGAUUUCAAGCAAAUUAAGUUUUUUAUUGAUCUUUGUCCGUAUAUACAAUAUUUUGAAAUAUAUUGUUCAAAUGAUACUAAUAUUAAGUCACUUGUACAACUCAUUUUAAUGGAUAAUUUAAAACUCAUACCUAAUUUAAAUAUUUUAUGUCUUUCCAUUCCAACAGCAAAUGAUAAACUAGUUGACGAAUUACAAAAAGUACUCAAACCUAUGAAUUUAUAUGCAAAUUAUAUGGUUAAGCGUUUAGUUGAUAAAAUUCAUAUACAAUCGAAAUAA
Molecule: messenger RNA, 1845 nt
Organism: Adineta steineri
Lineage: Eukaryota; Metazoa; Rotifera; Eurotatoria; Adinetida; Adinetidae
Source: the annotation of a GenBank genome assembly